This is a messenger RNA of Hibiscus syriacus, 2435 nucleotides long. RefSeq names its product boron transporter 1-like. The record is from RefSeq and is a predicted model, not a curated record. Gene Ontology annotation, biological process: transmembrane transport; monoatomic ion homeostasis; monoatomic anion transport. Lineage: Eukaryota; Viridiplantae; Streptophyta; Magnoliopsida; Malvales; Malvaceae. The transcript has 13 exons. Bases 129 to 2288 code for a protein of 719 amino acids. Gene Ontology annotation, molecular function: solute:inorganic anion antiporter activity. Gene Ontology annotation, cellular component: plasma membrane.
AUCUCUAAAAAUUCUGAGAAAGAAAGCCCAGCAUUUUAUCUUUGGUUUUCACUUGGUGCUUAUACUCAAGUAGCAGUUGAAGAGUUGAGUCCAUUAGAACUUAGUUGCCCUAGUUUGUAGAAUAGGCAAUGGAAGAGAGUUUUGUACCGUUUCGCGGCAUCGAGAACGACAUUCGAGGGAGAUUAAAGUGCUACAAGCAAGACUGGAUCAGUGGUCUCGGUGCAGGUUUCAGGAUUUUGGCCCCCACCACAUAUAUAUUUUUUGCAUCUGCAAUUCCAGUUAUUUCAUUUGGAGAACAAUUGGAAAGAGAAACAGAUGGAAUUCUCACAGCGGUUCAAACAUUGGCCGCCACGGCACUGUGUGGAAUAAUACACUCUAUUAUAGGAGGUCAGCCUUUGCUGAUCCUUGGAGUUGCAGAGCCAACUGUGAUUAUGUACACAUUUAUGUUCAAUUUCGCCAAAAAUAGGCCAGAUUUGGGAUCCGAGCUCUUUCUUGCAUGGACGGCAUGGGUAUGUGUGUGGACUGCAAUCUUGCUGUUUAUGCUGGCUAUCUUAGGAGCUUGCUCCAUUAUCAACAGAUUUACUCGUCUUGCCGGUGAGUUGUUUGGCCUUCUUAUCGCAAUGCUCUUCAUGCAGGAAGCUAUUAAGGGACUUGUUGACGAGUUUCGUGUACCUGAAAGAGAAAAUACGAAGUUGCUUGAGUUUCAACCUUCAUGGAGAUUUGCGAAUGGAAUGUUUGCUUUGGUUCUGUCCUUUGGCCUUCUGUUUACUGCAUUAAGAAGCCGAAAAGCACGAUCUUGGAGAUACGGAUCUGGAUCAUUGCGAGGCUUCAUAGCAGACUAUGGGGUGCCAUUAAUGCUUCUAGUAUGGACGGCUAUUUCUUAUAUACCGUCAGGAAGUAUUCCGAAAGGAAUUCCGAGGCGCCUUUUCAGUCCAAAUCCAUGGUCCCCAGGUGCAUAUGAAAAUUGGACUGUCAUGAAGGACAUGCUAAAGGUUCCGGUUCUCUAUAUAAUCGGAGCUUUCAUUCCAGCAACAAUGAUCGCUGUCCUGUAUUAUUUUGAUCACAGUGUAGCUUCGCAACUAGCUCAGCAGAAGGAAUUCAACUUGAGGAAACCACCUUCUUUCCAUUAUGACUUGCUUCUUCUUGGAUUUUUGACGAUAUUAUGUGGUCUUAUUGGCAUCCCUCCGGCAAAUGGUGUCAUUCCUCAGUCUCCUAUGCAUACUAAAAGCUUGGUUACAUUGAAGCAUCAAUUGCUUCGAAACAGAAUAGUAGCGACAGCCCGCAAAUGUAUGCAUAAUAAUGCAAGCUUAGGACAAGUGUAUGACAGCAUGCAAGAAGCCUAUCAACAAAUGCAGAGUCCACUGGUUUACCAAGAACCUGCUGCUAGGGGAUUAAAUGAACUGAAAGCAUCAACGAUUCAAAUGGCUUCAAGCAUGGGAAAUAUUGAUGCCCCUGUUGAUGAGACAGUAUUUGACGUUGAGAAGGAAAUUGAUGAUCUGCUGCCUAUCGAGGUAAAAGAACAGCGGCUAAGUAACUUGCUUCAAGCUAUAAUGGUCGGAGGAUGCGUUGCAGCAAUGCCUUUCAUUAAAAGGAUCCCGACCUCUGUGCUUUGGGGCUACUUUGCAUUCAUGGCCAUUGAAAGCUUGCCAGGGAACCAGUUCUGGGAGCGGAUAUUGUUGCUCUUCACGGCACCGAGCAGACGAUACAAAGUAUUGGAGGAGUACCAUGCAACCUUUGUGGAAACUGUGCCUUUCAAGACAAUUGCAGUAUUUACAAUUUUCCAAGCUGCUUACUUGUUAGUUUGUUUUGGGAUUACUUGGAUCCCACUUGCUGGGGUUCUUUUCCCAUUAAUGAUCAUGCUUCUUGUUCCUGUGAGACAAUACAUUUUACCCAAUUUUUUCAAAGGGGCGCAUCUUCAAGAUUUAGAUGCUGCAGAGUAUGAGGAGUCACCAGCUGUGCCAUUCAGCCUUGUCACUGAAGGAGAGCUGAUUACUACCGCUUCUUUUGCCGAUGAUGGAGAGAUUUUAGAUGGAAUGAUAACACGAAGCAAGGGUGAAAUCAGACGCAUGUGCAGCCUAAAGCAAACAAGCUCCACUGCAACACCAUCCAAAGAGGGCACUGAGAUUGAAAGCCCACGUUUCUUGGAACAGGGGUACAGCCCCCAAGUAAACGGAGUGGAGCAAAGAAGUCCUAGGAAUGUUGCAAGAGGGCCAUUCAGUCCAAGAACAAACGAAGCCAGGCUAUCAAAUCUAGGAAAAAUGGUUAAGAAUAUGGUAUUAAUCAAGUAAUGGACCAAAGCUGCCAAAAGAAUAGGCAGAGAAUAGAUUGAUGAACAUCAAGGAAAUCUAGAAUGCAUUUCCCUCAUAUCUACCAUUCUUUUGUUCAAUACAUUCUUUUCAUCUGAAUCUACUGACCAAAACCAGAUCCGGAUGACC